CACCUCUAUUUCUUCCUCAUCUUUCCGGGACCUCCAAGUCUCCCUCCUCCCCCCACCCACCCGGACCUGGUGCGGCGCUCGGCAGGCGGAGGAGACCAGGGUGAGACGGGCAGUGAGUCGCCUCUCCUUUGAUUCCUCGCGGUUCUGCCUGCCCUCGGCUCGGGGUGCUCGGACCUGCAUUCCCCCUCUGGGGAGAACUGGUCCGGACGCGUUCGCGAGUACUUGAUGAGGAGGCUGCUGUGAGGAAACAUCUCCGCGACGCGAGAACAGCUGGUGAGACGAAGUGCCAAGAAAGCUAGAGGCGACCAAAUGGCAACUGACUCCUCGGCUCUGCAAGCUUCCUCUGACUCGAUUGCUCAAAAGAUGGGGUUUUUCAGAGUCCCUGACCUUCUUAUCAAACUGAGCACCAGUUUGAGCGAAUUGGAUGUGGUCCGCAGUCCAACAUCGCCCCUAGACCUCAAGUUCUUCGCAGGCCUUGGUAACAAAUCACCCGGAUCAUCUUCCCUUGAGGCCUGCCAGAACCAGAAGAUCAUGCUUGGUGGCAGGGUUGGUCUUGGACUUGUUGAUUCCCUUGCUGAUGAGAAUCCCACCCCUCUGGGCGGUAGGAAGGUCCUCCUUGGAUCUGAUAUGAGGAUUACUGAUAAUCUAUCCCGCAAGAACAGCUCCACUGCUCCUGUUCAAGCUGGGGAGGUUGAACAGAAGGAUGAUAAUAUGUCUGACGGACUCAAGGGUAGUAUCAUGUCCCUUGAUGACAUUGUCAAUUCAGAGGAUUACACAUGUGUUGUUUCCCGGGGCCCAAACCCUAAAACUACCCACAUUUUUGGAGAUCAUGUUUUUGAGCUUCAAGCUGAGCACCUGAUGCCUGGUGAAAGUAAGGAUAAGGAGAACAUAUCUCCUCUUGUGAAAGAGGGUGCCAUGAGCUUCUGUAGUUUUUGCAGUGAGAAGCUGAAAGAAGGGAGAGAUAUCUACAUCUAUCAGGGUGACAAAGCCUUUUGCAGCACAGAGUGCAGGGAGAAUUUCAUGGAAGAUGAGAUGGAAGAAGGUGAACCCAUGAUAUAUCAGCCUGCACCUCCGAGCAGCUCACCUUUGGACAAUGGCCCUAUUUUCCAACUGAUCUGUUGAGUGAAAUCAGCAACAACUUGAUAUGGUCGUAUCUGAAGUGCUGUCUGAGGUUAAUAAGUUGCAGCCAUGGAUGUGAUCAUGUUUGCGGAGUUGUUGCCUGAAGAUUUUGUUUGUGCGGCGCUGAUGAAUUUACCUCACCUAUUGAUUUCUUUGUUUUGCCUACUUGGAUCCUCAAAUUUUUUGGAGGACUCCGAAGAAUGACGGUACCUCUGGUCAUAUUAUUAUCUUGAUCGGAGAUGGGCGUGUGCGUGUGCGUGUCUGAACUUGAGUUUGGCUGUUUGGACCUCAUUUUCAGUGGCUGUCGGAUGUUCGACGCUUCUGUUACUAUCAUGUAUCUGAACCUAUGUUUUCAGUAUGUAUUUUGGAAAGAAAAUGGUAAACUAUGAUAUCAAUAAAUGUUCUAUUGCUUAA
Panicum virgatum (switchgrass) is the source of this 1533-nucleotide messenger RNA. RefSeq names its product FCS-Like Zinc finger 10-like. The record is from RefSeq and is a predicted model, not a curated record. NCBI's taxonomy places the organism in Eukaryota, Viridiplantae, Streptophyta, Magnoliopsida, Poales, Poaceae. The transcript has 4 exons. Bases 310 to 1122 code for a protein of 270 amino acids.